Dryobates pubescens (Downy woodpecker) is the source of this 2110-nucleotide messenger RNA. It is a transcript of the gene ONECUT2, whose product is annotated as one cut homeobox 2. The transcript is spliced from 2 exons. Gene Ontology annotation, biological process: regulation of transcription by RNA polymerase II. NCBI's taxonomy places the organism in Eukaryota, Metazoa, Chordata, Aves, Piciformes, Picidae. Gene Ontology annotation, cellular component: nucleus. Bases 115 to 1503 code for a protein of 462 amino acids. Gene Ontology annotation, molecular function: DNA-binding transcription factor activity, RNA polymerase II-specific; RNA polymerase II cis-regulatory region sequence-specific DNA binding. The record is from RefSeq and is a predicted model, not a curated record.
UCACCCCCGGGGCCCGGCGCGGCCGCCGCCGCCAUCCCCCUCCCCGCCCGCCCGCCCGGCCGCCCGAUGAGCGACUGAGCUGCGGGGCGCUCCGCCCGUCCAUGCCCCGCUGCCAUGAACCCCGAGCUGGCGAUGGAGCCGCUGGGCAGCCUGCACGGAGCGGCCGGCCAUGAGCCGGAGCUGAUGGGCAGCCCCAGCCCGCACCACGCCGGGCACGGCGGCGCCGGGCCGCUCCGGGUGCCCCCGCCGCCGCCGCCGCCGCACCAGGAGCUGCCCCCCGCCGCCGCCGCCCGGCCGGCCAUGGUGCCCAGCAUGGCCUCGCUGCUGGACGGCGCCGCCGAGUACCGGCCCGAGCUCUCCGUGCCGCUGCACCACGCCAUCAGCGUGCCCUGCGAGUCCUCGCCGCCCGGCGUGGGCAUCAGCGGCACCUACACCACCCUGACGCCGCUCCAGCCCCUGCCGCCCAUCUCCACCGUCUCCGACAAGUUCCACCACCCGCACCACCACCCGCACGCCCACCCGCACCACCACCCGCACCACCACCACCACCAGCGCCUCUCGGGCAACGUCGGCGGCGGCUUCGCCCUGAUGCGGGACGAGCGCGGGCUGCCGGCCGUCAACAACCUGUACGGCCCCUACAAGGAGAUGCCGGCCGUGGGGCAGAGCCUCUCGCCGCUGGGCAACGGGCUGGGCCCGCUGCACGGCGCCCAGCAGGGCCUGCACGGCUACGGGCCGCCGGGCCACGACAAGAUGCUGAGCCCCAACUUCGAGGCCCACGCGGCCAUGCUGGCACGGGGGGAGCAGCACCUCUCCCGCGGGCUGGGCACCCCUCCGGCCAUGCUGCCCGCGCUCAACGGGAUGCCCCCGGGCCACCCGCCGCCGCCCCACGGGCCCCCGCUGCCCGCCGGCCGCGACCGGCCGCCUUCCUCCUCCUCUUCGUCGGGCUGCGGGCCGGCGGGGAGCGGCUCGGGGCAGCUGGAGGAGAUCAACACCAAGGAGGUGGCGCAGCGCAUCACGGCCGAGCUGAAGCGCUACAGCAUCCCCCAGGCCAUCUUCGCCCAGCGGGUGCUGUGCCGCUCCCAGGGCACCCUCUCGGACUUGCUGCGGAACCCCAAGCCCUGGAGCAAGCUCAAGUCCGGCCGGGAGACCUUCCGCAGGAUGUGGAAGUGGCUGCAGGAGCCUGAGUUCCAGAGGAUGUCGGCCCUACGCCUGGCAGCCUGCAAGCGCAAGGAGCAGGAGCCCAGCAAGGAGCGCAGCGGCUCGCAGAAGAAGUCCCGCCUGGUGUUCACCGACCUGCAGCGCCGCACGCUCUUCGCCAUCUUCAAGGAGAACAAGAGGCCCUCCAAGGAGAUGCAGAUCACCAUCUCCCAGCAGCUGGGGCUGGAGCUCACCACCGUCAGCAACUUCUUCAUGAACGCCCGGCGCCGCAGCCUGGAGAAGUGGCAGGACGACCUCAGCUCGGGGGGCUCCUCCUCGGCCCCCAGCACCUGCACCAAGGCGUGAGGGGCAGGGCACGGCGGCGGCCAGAGCGGCACGGCGGCGGCGGAGCCCUUCGCCGGUGACCUAAAGCACAAACCCUCCUGGAAACCACCCCCCCAGCCCGGCUCCGCCGGACACCUUCCCACGGCUUCUCCUCCACGAUCCCACGCUCAGGACAGGUCUGACACGGAGGGGCCCUUCCUGAGCCCCAAAGAGCCCCUGAGGUGCCACGCCGAGCCCGGGUAGCCUGCCUGUGCCCAGCGUCCCCCGCCGGCAGGGCGCCGGUGCCGGCCACGCCGCCCUGCACCGAGGCUGGCACGGCCGCGGCGCAGCACAAGGUCUGCCCCCGAAGAAGCCCAGAAGCUGUUUUCGCAAACUCAGGCGCGGUUUUGUUAGGCAAAACCCCAACCCCGACCCAACCCCGAGGGGAAAGUUCAGGUUUUUUGUUUCCUUCUCUGCAGCUGAGUUUCGGCAGCGAGCGGCUGGGUGCUGGGCCAGAGGCACACAGUGCCCGGAGCUCAAAGCAUGAAGCACAACGCAGCAGCCCCAGCAGCUCCGAGCGCACAGGCACAGCCUGCAGCUUGGCACCGGCUCCGCCUUGGCACCGACCGCAGGGGCACCCCCGGGAGGA